GUUUGAAUCCAUGGACACUACAGGCACUGAGGCACAGUAUAGCGUCCAUAUGUAAGUCGGCCGGGCAGCAGGAACAGGAAUCCGUACUGUCCCCGGUGUGGGGCGGCGGUACACGCUGUGUGCAGCAGGGACAGGAAUCCGUACUGUCCCCGGUGUGGGGCGGUGCACGCUGUGUGCAGCAGGAACAGGAAUCCGUACUGUCCCCGGUGUGGGGCGGUGCACGCUGUGUACAGCAGGAACUGGAAUCCGUACUGUCCCCGUGUUGUCGGUGUGGGGCGGUGCACGCUGUGUGCAGCAGGGACAGGAAUCCGUACUGUCCCCGGUGUGGGGCGGUGCACGCUGUGUGCAGCAGGAACUGGAAUCCGUACUGUCCCCGUGUUGUCGGUGUGGGGCGGUGCACGCUGUGUGCAGCAGGAACAGGAAGCAGAGGGCGGCACACAACCAGAAGCUGAGGGCGAUGUGAGGCAGCCGGUACCCGCUGUGUGAGGGGAGAGAGAGUGCUCGUAAGUCUCCGAACGUUUCGGUCCAGGUGGACUUUCUUCAGCGGUGUUGCCUAUAGACGGUGAUUUGACCCAGAAGAGGUCCAGGAAGUGAUCAGACUAUGAACAAUGGGGCUGCCUAUACACUUUGUUGUUGAUCCACAGGGAUGGUGCUGCGUUGGGGUUAUAUUCUUCAUCUGGCUCUACAACACAGUGUUUGUUCCAAAACUCAUCCUCUUCCCACGCUUUGAAGAAGGACAUGUAAACACUGCUGCAAUAUGGGGUUAUUAUAUGACUUCCUUCUUUUGUGUGGUUUCACUUUUAAGAGCAUCAACUGCAGAUCCCGGUAAACUGCAAGAUAGUCCAAAAAUCCCUCUCACAGAAAAAGAAUUUUGGGAACUGUGCAACAAAUGUAAUAUGAUGAGACCAAAGCGCUCUCACCACUGCAGUCGAUGUGGACACUGUGUCAGAAGGAUGGAUCACCACUGUCCAUGGAUAAAUAACUGCGUUGGAGAAGAUAACCACUGGCUGUUUCUGCAGCUUUGCUUCUAUACACAACUUCUUAGUGGCUACACGCUCAUUCUAGAUUUCUGCCACUAUUAUUACUUUUUGCCACUGAAAGCCAUCAACUGGGAUUUAUUUGUAUUCAGACAUGAGCUGGCACUGCUUAGAAUAUCAACGUUUAUGGGCAUUGUCAUGUUUGGAGGAAUGUGUAGUCUGUUCUACACGCAGGUUGUCGGCAUACUAACGGAUAUGACUACUAUAGAAAAGAUGUCCAAUUGCUGUGAUGAAAUAUCGAGAGCUCGAAAACCAUGGCAGCAGACCCUCUCAGAAGUUUUUGGCACUCGCUGGAAGAUCCUGUGGUUCAUUCCUUUCAGGCGGAGGCGACCACUGCGAGUCUCCUACUACUUUGCCAAUCAUGUCUAAACAGAUGGAUGGUGGGCACAGAUGGGUCCGCCACGCUGGAAGCAAGUUACAGGUUUUAUCAUAACAGUGCUAUGACAGUCUUCAAGUCAAUUAUAAUCCACCCACCAAUCUUAGACAUCACAAAGUGCCCCAGGCUUUGUUUUAAUAGUGAUCUCAAUGCGGUUGUGGGAACAGUACAAGAUAUGUAUUUAUGUGCUGAACGUUGUUUCCUUUCAAGAUGUCCUUUUCCCCUCAGGACACAUUGAGCACCCUCAGGCUAUGAACUAAAACCAUGGAUUAAGAUUUAUGUCGGGCAAAAGUUUUCAA
Bufo gargarizans (Asiatic toad) is the source of this 1712-nucleotide messenger RNA. It is a transcript of the gene ZDHHC21, whose product is annotated as zinc finger DHHC-type palmitoyltransferase 21. Gene Ontology annotation, molecular function: protein-cysteine S-palmitoyltransferase activity. The coding region runs from base 609 to 1406 and encodes 265 amino acids. Lineage: Eukaryota; Metazoa; Chordata; Amphibia; Anura; Bufonidae. The transcript has 9 exons. Gene Ontology annotation, biological process: protein targeting to membrane; peptidyl-L-cysteine S-palmitoylation. Gene Ontology annotation, cellular component: Golgi apparatus; endoplasmic reticulum. The record is from RefSeq and is a predicted model, not a curated record.